Molecule: messenger RNA, 327 nt
Organism: Cooperia oncophora
Lineage: Eukaryota; Metazoa; Nematoda; Chromadorea; Rhabditida; Trichostrongylidae
Source: the annotation of a GenBank genome assembly
AUGAAGGCGUGUUUUGUUCUUGCUAUGCUAUUCGGCUUGCUGGCCAUUGUUAGUGCAAGGCUGGUCAGAGACAGGAUGCUUCCACGCUUCUAUCCACGUAUCCGAGAGGUUGAUAUAUGCAGCUUGGAUAUCGAAGCUGGACCAUGCAUGGCUCUCUUCCACAGAUACGGUUUCUCUCCUGAAAAAGGAGAAUGCGUUGAGUUUUCGUACGGCGGUUGCCAAGGCAAUAUGAACAACUUCGAAACUAUGGAAGAAUGCAGGAGGAUGUGUCACGGACGAAGAUUUAACCCCUGGAAAUUUUUCGGCAAUUUUGGUACCAGCCAUUAA